This is a messenger RNA of Rhipicephalus sanguineus (brown dog tick), 1773 nucleotides long. RefSeq names its product U4/U6 small nuclear ribonucleoprotein Prp31-like (gene Prp31). Gene Ontology annotation, cellular component: U4 snRNP; precatalytic spliceosome; U4/U6 x U5 tri-snRNP complex. Lineage: Eukaryota; Metazoa; Arthropoda; Arachnida; Ixodida; Ixodidae. The record is from RefSeq and is a predicted model, not a curated record. Gene Ontology annotation, biological process: mRNA splicing, via spliceosome; spliceosomal tri-snRNP complex assembly.
UUGCAUUGCAGCAUGGACGAUCGCGCGUUGGCUUGAACGUCGCCGCAACGUUUGUGUAUGUGCUCGCGAAAAGCGUGACUUUUGCGGUUUACGCAACGUGUAACCAACCAAACCGUUCCUGGUUACCCUCCGGAUCGCGUUUCCCCGCAGUCUAGAAGCUACACUUGACGCAAACGAAGUCGCGGUUCGUCCAGAUUCGGCACCUCUUCCGACACCACCGAGCGUUGAGCAGCAAAGAUGUCUCUAGCUGACGAACUGUUGGCCGAUUUGGAAGACGCUGGAGACCUCGAGGAGGACCAGCUGUAUCAGCAGGACACGCACAUUCAGGAGGUCGAAGAUGUCAUACCGCUCGAGAUCGACACUAAAGUCAAGUCGGUGCGUGCGAUCGCCAAACUACGGGACUCCGAAGAGCUGGGACGUGUGAUGAGUGAAAUCAAACAGAAAGUGUUGCAGACCCGCAAGGAAGAAGUGACUGGCCCUGUUGAAGCUGACCCGGAAUACCAGCUCAUUGUCGAAGCCAACAACCUCGCCGUCGAGAUCGACAAUGAAAUCAACAUCAUUCACAAGUUUACCCGAGACAACUACCAGAAACGAUUCCCCGAACUCGAGUCCCUCGUCCCAGGAGCCCUGGAUUAUGUCUUGACAGUAAAGGAACUCGGCAACAGCUUGGAAAAGGCCAAGAACAACGAAGUGCUGCAGAGUUUUCUGACGCCUGCCACCAUCAUGGUCGUCAGCGUGACAGCUUCAACGACACAGGGGCAGCUGCUUUCACAAGAAGAGUUGGCCACCAUCUUUGAGGCGUGUGACAUGGCUCUCGAGCUCAACGACUUCAAGCUGGAGAUCUACUCGUACGUCGAGUCACGGAUGUCGUUCAUAGCGCCCAACCUCUCUCAGAUUGUCGGAGCGUCAGUUGCAGCCAAGCUGAUGGGUGUGGCUGGUGGCCUGACCAACCUAUCCAAGAUGCCCGCCUGCAAUGUGCUCGUGCUGGGCGCUCAGAAGCGCACUUCAGGCUUCUCCUCCACAGCCGUCAUGCCGCACACGGGCUUCGUCUACUACACGGACAUUGUGCAGAACACGCCUGCCGACCUGCGGCGCAAGGCCUCCCGGCUGCUGGCGGCCAAGUGCGUGCUGGCCGCCCGCGUGGACAGCUUUCACGAGGCCCCCGACGGCACGGUGGGCGUGUCCCUCCGGGAGGAGGUGGAGCGCAAGCUGGACAAGCUCCAGGAGCCGCCGCCCGUCAAGCAGGUCAAGCCGCUGCCCCCGCCCAUCGACCAGAACCGCAAGAAGCGUGGAGGACGCAGGGUCCGUCGAAUGAAGGAGCGAUUUGCCGUGACUGAGCUCCGCAAGCAAGCCAACCGAAUGAGUUUUGGAGAGAUUGAAGAGGAUGCCUACCAGGAAGAUCUCGGCUUCAGCUCAGGCCAGAUUGGAAAAUCCGGCGCCGGCCGGAUCAGGUCAGCUCAGGUGGAUGAGAAGACCAAAGUCCGCAUCUCCAAAACGCUCCAGAAAAACCUCCAACGGCAGCAAGUGUACGGUGGCAGCACGACGGUCCGGAGACACGUGUCCGGUACAGCUUCGAGCGUUGCGUUUACGCCACUUCAGGGCCUGGAGAUCGUCAACCCUCACGCGGCUGAAUCAAAGGCCAGCGACAGUGGCGCGAAGUAUUUCUCCAACACGGCGGGCUUCCUCAAGAUUGCCAAGCAGUGAACAGCGACGCUUCUCCUGUCCUCCCCCUAUUUGUACAUACAGGCGCUGAAUAAACUCCAAUUACUCGGC